CUCCCCAGUGCUGGGAUUACAGGCUGCUGGGAUUAUAGGCGUGUGCCGCCACUCCCAGCUCAUAUUCUCUUUGAAUUGGUAAAUACCUUUUGUCCUUUUUUUUUUCUUUUAAACAGCAGUUCUGUGGUGUUCUCGGUCACACAUUUAUGGAGUUUCUGAAGGGCAGUGGAGAUUACUGCCAGGCACAGCACGACCUCUAUGCAGACAAGUGAACUGUAGAGACCCAUUCCUGCUCCACCGAGAAGCCCCGCGAGAGGCUCACCUGGACACAGAAGUGGUGAAUUUAAAUCGUAGAGCAUUUAACAGGAGUUCUGACCUGGAUGGGGUAAACCUUAGUGCACUUCCUUUCUCUUGCCUCAGUAUUACUGGAUCGAAGGAUUGCUGCUGCUUAGGAGGUUCAUUUCGUUUCCCGGUACUCACUCCCAAGGCCAUCUCAAAGCACUGAGAAGUUCAAGUGGAGUAUAUUGAAGUAGACUUCAGUUUCUUGCAUCAUUUCUAUUCAAGUUUUUAAAUCUUUCAUAAUCCUCUUUGAGUGUUUUUUUUUUUUUUAACUAAAUUAACAUGGCUCGAAUGAACCGCCCCGCUCCUGUGGAAGUCACAUACAAGAGCAUGAGAUUCCUCAUUACACACAAUCCAACCAAUGCAACCUUAAACAAGUUUAUAGAGGAACUUAAGAAGUAUGGAGUUACCACAAUAGUCAGAGUAUGUGAAGCAACGUAUGACACUACUCUUGUGGAGAAGGAAGGCAUCCAUGUUUUUGACUGGCCCUUUGAUGAUGGUGCACCACCGUCCAACCAGAUUGUUGAUGACUGGUUAAAUCUUGUAAAAAUUAAGUUUCGUGAAGAACCUGGUUGUUGUAUUGCUGUCCAUUGUGUUGCAGGCCUUGGGAGAGCUCCAGUGCUUGUUGCCCUAGCAUUAAUUGAAGGUGGAAUGAAAUACGAAGAUGCAGUACAGUUCAUAAGACAAAAGCGGCGCGGAGCUUUUAACAGCAAGCAACUCUUAUACCUGGAGAAGUAUCGUCCUAAAAUGCGGCUGCGCUUCAAAGACUCCAACGGUCACAGGAACAACUGUUGCAUGCAGUAAAACUGGGGUGCCUGAUGCGACUGCUUGGGAUGUGCAGCUCAUGGCAGGACCUGACUGUCAUACACAUUAGCCCGUGUGUCGGCUCAGUGAAUGAGUCUAAAGGAGCUUCCGUAGGAGUGUUGCAAAGCAGUUUUACAGGCUACACACAAGCUUAACAGAAUCGCAACCUCUGUGUUUGGGUUAUGAUCAUUGUAUUUGAACUAUUACCACAAGAUUCCUACUGUUCAGCAUUUAAAUUGUGCUUAUCAUCUGUACCAAUUGAAAUCAUGCAAUAUUGAGUUAUGUCUCUAUGGCUGUUCCCAUACCAGGAUCUCAAUGAUACAUAAGAAAUUUAGAAAGAUUAGGUGCCAAAUACCCAGCACAAUACUCUUACAUUCUUAGCAUCACAUAAAACCAAAAUUCCAGGAACUGAGAACACUUUAGACCGUGGUUUGUUCCUUCCAUCAUUUCAAACACGGUCAGGCCUGCGUGGCUGUUUGCCUGCUCACUUUAUGUUUACAUCUCACACUCUACCAGUCUGCAUCAGGUUUGUGUAAACAUUGAUGGUUCUUUUUGAUUAUUACCAAGUCUUACAGUGAUUAUUAAAUGUCUACAAGGUUUUUAUUUUGUGCUAUUCUGAGAAACCUCCAUUUUGAAAAUCUACAUUGUUACAGAAGCACAUGUCUUUAAUGUCUCAGACAAAAAAGCCUUACAGUUAAUUUAAUGCUUGCACUCCAAGGUGCAGCUUAACAGGGAGGGCCUGAAAAAAAGACUAGGAGUGGGCUAUUCGAUAUUUUUAGUAAAAUGUUGCCUUUGUCUUGUGCAGAACAUGUAGAAUAUGCUCUUUAAUUUAGUAAAUAUUUUUUUAAAGGUAUAGAUGCUUUGUUAUUGUAGCUAGAACAAUUCUUAAUCAUAAAUUUUCUGAAAUUCUUGUAAUUUUUUUCCAUUCUUAUCAGAAGUUGUUUACCAACUUAUUUUUGUUUGAAGUGUGAUUUUUUUUUCUUCUCUUCCCAACCUCUUGCAAAAAACAGAAGUGAGUUUCUGCUAAUGAAUUGAGCAGACAUCUAAUAUUUUAUAUGCCUUUUGAGCUGUGUAACUUAAUAUUUGGAUACUUGAUAAUUUGUUUUAUUAUGUAAUUGAUAAAACGGUGAUGUGUAUUAAUGUUAGUUCAACCAUAUAUUUAUACUGUCUGGGAAUGUGUGGUUAUAGUUCUGUGGGAGAAAUAAUUUGUCAGUGUUCACCAGCUUGUAAAAACUUAGUGCGAGAGCUUAAACAUCUAAAUAAAUAAUGAAAUCCA
Molecule: messenger RNA, 2359 nt
Organism: Fukomys damarensis (Damara mole-rat)
Lineage: Eukaryota; Metazoa; Chordata; Mammalia; Rodentia; Bathyergidae
Gene: Ptp4a1
Product: protein tyrosine phosphatase 4A1
Exons: 5
Coding region: 562-1083 (173 amino acids)
Biological process (GO): protein dephosphorylation
Cellular component (GO): nucleus
Molecular function (GO): protein tyrosine/serine/threonine phosphatase activity
Source: RefSeq, a predicted model, not a curated record